Molecule: messenger RNA, 1536 nt
Organism: Spodoptera exigua (beet armyworm)
Lineage: Eukaryota; Metazoa; Arthropoda; Insecta; Lepidoptera; Noctuidae
Source: the annotation of a GenBank genome assembly
AUGUUGAGAAAAUGGCUGCGCGACGUCGCCGCGUCCGCGCACGCUGCUCAUGAGGAAGAACCCCUCUGUGGUUCGAAACUAGUAGAGCUUUUCUCAACAUUUGCACGCCCGAGCGUACGGCGCGUAGCGUUCCGCGCGCGCCUCAAAGAGCCAAUAGACCACCACAGACGGGGCCCUAAAGGGCUGAUGUUCAGCCGGGGUUGCGGGGUAAGCGCAAUGAGGUACCGCGACCUCGGCACAGAGCAGGAGAAGGAACAGGGGGAGAAUAAGGUCGAUAUUGCAAAGCAGAAGUCCCCUAGAAGCAUUACACCGUUUUUUGACGCUUUAAGAUGUACGCUUAUAGUCGGUCAAGUGUUUUCGUUGCUUCCCUUCGUUGGUGUGUUCAGUAAUGUUGCUAGCAAUGUCAAGUUCAUUAAAACGUCAUGGAAAUGUGUCUACUCCCUGAUAUCUCUUAUUGGACAGAUAUUUAUGGCAGUACUCUGUAUUAACAAGCUGGCUAGGUCUAACGUCACUCUAAAUGGAACUUCUCCAGUAAUAUUUUACGUGACAACCUGCGUGACGAUGAUAAUGUUCUUCCACGUGGCCCGUCGCUGGCCGCAGCUGGUGCAGCAUAUUGCUAAGGCUGAGGAUAUGGAUCCCAACUUUGACUGCAGUUUAGCUAGAAAGUGCAAUAUUACUUGUGCUGUUGUUCUUUUAUUGGCUUUGUUGGAACACAUCUUGUCUUUGCUAUCAGCAUUCGCUGGAGCCGCUGCCUGCUACAGUGGUAUGGACACCUACGAAGGAUUCGUCACACAUUUCUACCCAUGGGUAUUCAGCUAUCUACCGUAUUCCCCAGUAUUAGGUAUUAUUACCCAGUUUCUCCACUUCCAAUCAACAUUCAUUUGGAACUUCUCCGAUUUGUUCGUUAUCUGCAUGAGUUACUACUUGACUUCGAGAUUAGAGCAGGUCAAUAAGAAGUUGUUGGCUGCUCAAGGAAAGUAUCUACCAGAAAUCUUCUGGAGGUCGACCCGUGAGGAUUACUGCAGAGCAACGCAGAUAGUCCGCAAAGUGGAUGACGUCAUCAGCGGCGUGGUCUUCAUAUCUUUCGCUAACAAUCUCUUCUUCAUCUGUCUACAGCUGUUCAAUACUUUGGAAAUCGUGGUAUCCAAGAACGGUCCCCUCGGUGGUCAUGAAGCAGCGACAUACUUCCUCUUCUCACUGGUGUACCUCCUCUCGCGGUCGGUGGCUGUAUCCCUGAUAGCGUCACAAGUGAACAGCGCUUCUGCUGUACCAGCUACCGUGUUGUAUGAUGUACCUUCUCCGGUAUAUUGUGUUGAGGUACAAAGGUUUUUGGAUCAGGUAAAUGGUGAUAAAGUAGCACUGAGUGGUCUGCAGUUCUUCUCCGUAACCAAAGGACUACUUUUGACAGUAGCCGGCACCAUAGUGACAUACGAACUGGUGAUGUUCCAGUUCAACUCUUCUACUCCGACACUGAACAUUACUUCUCCAACUGUGCUGACACCUUCAUCUCCUUCUCUUACUACACUCUCUUCUUGA